AUGGAAACUGAAGAAGAGCUCAACGGCGUCCGGUUUUCAUGGAAUGUAAUUCCAUCCACGGCCGAAGAGGCCAAAAAGGCCAUGGUGCCAAUUGGUGUCAUGUACCAGCCACUGUUGGACCGCGAAGAUCUUGCGAUAUUAUCACAGGAUCCCAUUGUAUGUCGCAACGAAGCGUGCAGAGCCAUUCUCAAUCCGUAUUGUAUGAUUGAUGCUCGUGGCCACAGCUGGAUCUGCCGGUUCUGUGGUAGCCGCAACGCCCUCCCUCCCUCGUAUAAUGUCUCAUCUCAGGAAACACUCCCGCGCGAACUUCUCCCGACAAACACGACGGUCGAAUAUGCGCUCAACCGCAAAGCCAAUGCACCGCUCGUGUUUCUCUUUGUAGUGGAUGUGUGCCAGGAUGACGAAAACAUGCAGGCCUUGCGCGACACCCUCUUGGUCUCGCUUUCACUGCUUCCACAAGACGCUUUGGUCGGCCUUAUUUCUUAUGGUAAGCAUGUCCACAUCCAUGAGCUCGGGUAUGCAGAUACCACCAAGACUCUUGCAUUCAAUGGCAAGAAAACAUACUCGGCAAAGCAGAUCCAAGAAGUUCUUGGGUUCUUGUCUCCUGAUUUGAGAGCGAAAAAGAAUCAGGGCCCCAACACUCGCCAAUCGUCUUUUGCUCAGCAAACAUCGGCCGCUGAAACUCUUUCCAAGUACCUGUUGCCACUGGCCACUGCAGAGUUUGCUCUCACAAACACCCUGGAGCAGCUCCAGCAGGAUACCUUUUCCGUCAAGGCCCACAACCGUCCACUUCGUGCCACAGGCCUUGCUCUCGACGUGGCCAUUAGCAUUCUUGAAACUGCCCUCCCCCAUACAGGGUCCCGUGUUAUGCUUUUUUCAGGAGGUCCUUGUACUACCGGCCCUGGGUUGGUGGUAGGAUGCCCCCACAAGGAAGCUAUCCGAUCACAUCAUGACAUUGAUGAAGACGAUGCUCCCCACUACAAGGCUGCCUGCAAGCACUACGAGAUGCUGUCGCGCCGUGCAUCGCGCAACGGCAUUGUGGUUGAUAUUUUUGCUGGCAGUUAUGACCAAAUCGGUCUUGAUGAAAUGAAACCCUUGAGCGACCAUACAGGAGGCGUCAUGGUGCUGACCGAUGCCUUCACUACGUCCAUCUUUAAGCAAAGUUUCUUGCGCGUCUUUACCAAAAAUGAUGAUGGCACUCUCGCCAUGGCCUUUGCUGCCAACUUUGAGGUUAAGCUGUCGCAAGAGCUGCGUGUAUCUGGACUUGUGGGCCACGCUGUGGGUCAAAACAACAAGACAGGGUACGUUGCGGAAACAGCUAUUGGUAUUGGUGGCACCAGCUCAUGGAAACUGUGUGGGCUAUCGCCCCGUAGCACCUAUGCUCUUUACUUUGAUUCCGUGGGGAAGACUCCGCCACCCAUUACCAAUGGUGCACCACCACAAGCGUUUGUACAGUUCAUCACGCACUACCAACACUCGAGCGGUAUGUUUAGAUUACGUGUUACCACAGUGGGCCGUGCACUGUCACAGCCCAACCAGGCCAAUGUUCUCAAGCAGUCGUUUGACCAAGAGGCUGCAGCAGCGCUGCUGGCGCGUUUGGCGGUGUACCGCCUAGCUACCCAGCACGAGCUGAUUGAGAAUAUCAUGAUGUGGCUGGACGCUACUCUGAUUAAAAUGUGCAAACACUUUGGAGAGUAUGCACGAGAUGAUCCUGGGUCGUUCCGGCUGAUACCCGAACUGGGCUAUUACUUCCCGCAGUUUAUUUAUCAUCUGCGUAGAAGCCAGUUUUUGCAGGUGUUUAACAACUCGCCGGACGAGACGGCAUACUACCGCCACGUGCUGCUGACAGAAGAUACCAACAAUUCGACGGUCAUGAUCCAGCCUACAUUGAUGGCCUACAGCAUUGAGAACCCGACGGAGGGUACGCCUGUACUUCUGGACUCGACAUCGCUACAGCCGGGGCGGAUUUUGUUGCUGGACACGUUUUUCCACCUGCUGAUUUACUACGGAGAGACGAUUGCUGCUUGGAAAAAGGCCGGGUACCAAGACCUGGACGAGUAUGCCAACUUCAAGACGAUGCUGCAGCAGCCGCGCAAGGACGCGAGCGAGCUGCUGGUGGAUCGAUUCCCACUGCCACGGUUUAUUGAGACGGAGGCCAAGGGAUCUCAAGCACGAUUCCUCAUGGCGCGGUUGAAUCCGACGCGGUCUGUGGGGAAUGCUACCGAAUUUGAUUACGGCUCAACAAUGGUUCUGACGGACGAUGUUAGUUUGCAAAAGUUUAUGGAGUAUUUGAUCAAGUACAGUGUUUCAUCGAAACAGAAGUUUUAG
Messenger RNA from Magnusiomyces paraingens, 2328 nucleotides. RefSeq lists its product as uncharacterized. Gene Ontology annotation, cellular component: COPII vesicle coat; endoplasmic reticulum exit site. Gene Ontology annotation, molecular function: GTPase activator activity; zinc ion binding. Lineage: Eukaryota; Fungi; Ascomycota; Dipodascomycetes; Dipodascales; Dipodascaceae. The transcript is spliced from 2 exons. Gene Ontology annotation, biological process: COPII-coated vesicle cargo loading; endoplasmic reticulum to Golgi vesicle-mediated transport; intracellular protein transport. The record is from RefSeq and is a predicted model, not a curated record. The coding region runs from base 1 to 2328 and encodes 775 amino acids.